Molecule: messenger RNA, 993 nt
Organism: Sitodiplosis mosellana (orange wheat blossom midge)
Lineage: Eukaryota; Metazoa; Arthropoda; Insecta; Diptera; Cecidomyiidae
Product: protein diaphanous-like
Exons: 2
Coding region: 1-993 (330 amino acids)
Source: RefSeq, a predicted model, not a curated record
AUGUUAAAUGCCAAUUUCAUUAUGGGACUCAUCAAAUGCUUGCCACGAGAGGACCAAAUAAAUCAGCUUCGAAAAUUGCGAAACGAUGGUGUUACGUUGAUUGACGUAGAGGACUUCCUCGCAAGUCUUUGCGAUAUUUAUCGUAUUGUGCCACGGCUCCAUUGCAUUAAAUUCUUGAUGGAGUUCAAUGAUAUGGUAAAAAAUGUAGAAGUAGACAUUGAAGUUGCAACGAUUGCGUGCGAUGAAGUUCUUUCAUGCAGUCGUUUUCAUAAAAUCUUACGUUUAAUUUUAUCAAUCGGCAACAUCAUGAAUGCUGGUACAAAAAUAGGUGGAGCUGUUGCUUUUGAGCUUCCAGCAUUGACAACUUUGAUUGACACAAAAAGUGCAGACAACAAACGAACGCUAUUUGACUUCAUCGUUGAAACUGCUGUAGAAAAAUACCCAGAUUUGCUCUACUUUGCUGACGAGUUGUGUCAUCUGCAUGAAGCUGUUGAUACAAAAUUUAGCAAUAUCGAAGAAACAAUAAAAAAAAUAGAAGGAUUACUACAUUUUGUCGGAUCUGAAUUAGAAAAGGUCAAGGCAUCUCCAUCCGUACAUGAUACUACAUUUAUAGAUAUUAUGUCAGAUUUUAUCACGCAUCAUAACUUUGACAACAUCGGACAGCUAACGAAAAAUAUGCAUCACAUGCGGGAAAGCUAUAUGAAAGUAGCGAUGUUUUUUGCAUUCGAUAUGAAUAAAUAUAAAAUCUCAGAAUGUUUGAAAGACAUCAUAACGUUUAAGAACACGUUCAAGCAGAAGCUAACUGAAAUUGCAAAAAGUUGCAAAUCAAACCAUAAACUUUCGAUUCAAAAACUACACCCAGAAUCAUCCGGCUGUAAGACGACCAAUGGAACAUGCCGCAGUUUCACAAUUAAACUCACCAGAAUGACAGAAGAAGAAAUCGCAUUUGCGAUUGGCUCAAAAACAUCCCGAAAACGUAAGCACGCCGAUUGA